UAUUCAAUCUAACUUUCCUCUUGAAUGAGGGCAUGGCGUAGAGUCACUCACAGACUAGGUGGCUAAGCCAUAUAUUGAAACUGAAACUUGAAUGAGGGAAUAAACAACUUGAAUGAGGCGAGCAACAUGUGUACGUUUUUGCAUAGUAUAUAGUUGAAUAGUUAAGAUCUCUUUGAAGUAUGAGUUCCCAACAAAUGGUUCAGCUGGUCCAUAAGCUUAGGACAGCUUCUAGGAUCUCUACAGAUACAUUUAGCAAAAUUAACAUUAAAAUCAAGAAUUAUGAAAUGCCUGAAAGGUUUAAAGGAACUUUUCUUGAACGUUGGGCAAAAUAUUGGCACAAUCUCUAUAUAGAUUAUAGAGAUGUUGCAAUUGAUGUAGCCAAAGAUUGCAAAAAGCAUCCUAUACGUGCCACAAUAUAUACUACACUUUUAGGAUGUAGCUUAUAUUCUAGUAUACACAAUCCAGGUGAAAUUUCGUUUAGAGAUAAUAUGAUAAAAUAUAAUUUGAAACUAAUGUUGCUGGGAGAACCUAUACGCAACCCUGUUGCUGUGAAGCAUAUAGAACAAUUGCAGCAAUAUUAUAAUGAAGGAAUCAUCAGAAGAAUAAAUUUAGGUAUUUCAUCCUUAAUGUGGGUAGAUAAUUAUGAUGAAAAAUGUUCUUUAUACAAAGCUGUGUGUCCAUAUCUCAAACCACGUUAUGUAACUUUUUAUAAUAGAAUCGUAGAUAUAGGUUUUUUAGACAAGUGGUGGGUGUUAGAAAACAAAAUGAAAGACUAUGAUGUAAAUGAAGCUGAAUUUAAUAAUUUUACAAAACAAUCUAUAGAUACAGCCUAAAUAGUGUUACAGAUUUCUAUUGUCAGUAUUAUAAAUGGAUAUAAUACACUUCAAUCAAGUCUUUAUCAUUUAUAUAAUCUCAUAAAAAGUAAAUGUAAGUUUCAUAAGAGGACUCCUGUAUAACAAAGCAUAUAUAUUUAUAAAUUAAUAACUUGAGUACAAAAAUA
Molecule: messenger RNA, 1000 nt
Organism: Odontomachus brunneus
Lineage: Eukaryota; Metazoa; Arthropoda; Insecta; Hymenoptera; Formicidae
Product: mitochondrial import inner membrane translocase subunit Tim29
Exons: 4
Coding region: 180-833 (217 amino acids)
Biological process (GO): protein insertion into mitochondrial inner membrane
Cellular component (GO): TIM22 mitochondrial import inner membrane insertion complex
Source: RefSeq, a predicted model, not a curated record